AUGCGCAAGCAACUAGAGGAUCUUAUGCAAAAGACGGGUUUGCAUAUAGAUCUGGACAAAGAAGUGGGGGAGUUACCCGUUGGAGACCAGCAACGGCUGGAAAUCUUGAAAGCCUUGGUGCGCGGUGCCAAGGUGCUGAUUUUGGACGAACCCACGGCAGUACUUACGCCGCAAGAGACGGUGCAACUCUUUGGCGUAUUGAAAACCCUGCGCGACCAGGGUACUACGAUUAUCAUCAUCACCCAUAAACUCAAAGAAGUGAUGGCGCUGUGUGAUGAAGUCACCGUUAUGCGUCAAGGCCAAGUGGUGCAGACCGAAUCGGUUGCCAAUACUUCGGUAGCGCAACUGGCGCAAGCAAUGGUCGGGCGCAAAGUCAAUAUAGGACGCCAAGACGCAAAAACUAGUCGCGCAAGUGAUGCCCAAGAGUUAUUACAAGCGCAACAAUUGCUUUGGCGCGAUGCACAAGGGGUGGCGCGACUCAACGACGUAGAUGUUAGCCUUUAUGCGGGUGAGAUUUUGGGCGUGGCAGGCGUAUCUGGCAAUGGCCAAAGCGAACUGCUGGAUGUGCUUUGCGGCUUAAAAACCCCCCAAGAAGGCAAAAUGGACUUGCUGGGCACAAAUUUCACACCAAGCCAUUGGCUAAAUCCCAAGCAAGCGCGCCAAAUGGGCUUGGCCCAUGUGCCCGAGGAUCGCUACGCUAGAGCCUUGGUCAUGGGGUUUUCUGCCUGGGAAGCGGCAGUAUUAGGCUAUGAGGGUUUGCCUAAAUUUAGCCGCUCAGGCAUUAUGCGCCACGCCAAUAUGCACCAAAGCACCAACGAGAUGAUGGAAAAAUUUGAUGUGCGCCCGCGCAAUGACCAAUUGCGCGCUGGCAGCUUUUCUGGGGGCAAUCAGCAAAAGCUGGUACUGGCGCGCGAGCUAGGACAGUAUCCCAAAGUAUUGCUGGUAGGGCAGCCCACCAGAGGUGUGGAUAUCGGCGCCAUAGAGUUUAUCCACAAGCAGCUGCGCACGAUGCGCGACGCGGGCAGCGCUGUGUUGGUGGUAUCCAGCGAGCUCGAUGAAAUAUUGGCGCUGUCAGACCGCGUAAUGGUUAUGAACCAAGGCAAAGUUACUGGCAUAUUGCCUAUAGAAGAGUGUGAUGAAAUUAAAAUUGGCCUCCUCAUGACAGGAGGAAACAGCCCAUGA
This is a messenger RNA of Darwinula stevensoni, 1182 nucleotides long. Lineage: Eukaryota; Metazoa; Arthropoda; Ostracoda; Podocopida; Darwinulidae. The record is from the annotation of a GenBank genome assembly.